Messenger RNA from Clonostachys rhizophaga, 876 nucleotides. The record is from the annotation of a GenBank genome assembly. Lineage: Eukaryota; Fungi; Ascomycota; Sordariomycetes; Hypocreales; Bionectriaceae.
AUGUCUCAGAAAAACGUCCAGCUCAAGGAUGGCACAAACCUCCAGGUUUGGACCUUUGGCAACGAAGACAAGACCAAGCCACUCCUGAUAGCGUUGCAUGGCGGCCCAGGACUGUCCACCCAUGAAACAGAAGUCCAGUAUCAGUUUCUCGCUGACAACUUCCGAGUUCUUGUAUACGACGCCCGAGGAAGCGGAAGGAGUGAUCUCAAGGGUCCAUUUACUGAUGGUCAAUGGGCGUCCGAUGUUGAUGAGCUGCGGGAAUGGGCUCAAGCAGAGACAUUCGUCCUUGCCGGGUAUUCUUACGGGGGAUUCGUCGCGCUCACCUAUGCUUUGAAGUAUCAGAACCGGCUAUCUGCCUUGAUUCUACGUGAUACCUGGGCUUUUGGUUAUCGUGGGGGUCUGGGGGCCUUGCGCUCAUGUCUGACGUCCCCCCGCAUCUCGCCGGAUCCUGCUCGACAAGUGCGGCUGUGGUCGGGAACUUGUAUCAAUCGAGAGGACGCAGAAAAAGGACUGGCUGAAAUCAUGCCCAUCUAUACCCCCGAAAAGGAGGGAGAAGAUUCAUCUACCCCGCCUGCGUUUGAUCUCGCGAAUGAUGGGCUAGGUCUUCACUGGGAGGUUCAUAACGCUGCUUGGUCGUUCAACCCCCCGAGGUUUGAUGUCAGGGACAAACUGGGAAGCAUCACUGUUCCUGUCCUUGUGGUUGUUGGGCGACACGAUCCCAUUUGCCCCGUGGAUGAGGCGCAAGUCAUCGCUAGGGGUGUUAAGAAUAGCGAGCUUGUUAUCUUCGAGAACUCGGGUCAUAAUCCGGCACAGGAUGAGUCUGAGGAAUUCCAGAAGGAAGUGUACAAGUUCUUGAGGAGUCAUAUAUCGCUUUAG